UAUCAUCAAAUAUAUAGGUAAUGCCUUUCGGGUGCUCUGUGAGCAGGGAAAGUUUUUCCGCUCGAACCACACAGAUGUGUGGGAAUACGGGUGUUGCCGAACCCUACGCUCCCAUCUUCAACGUCAUCCUCAGCCCACUACUAGCAGGCCCAUGCGCAAAUCGGCCCGUUGGACACACAAGACACCUUCUUGAGUGCAUCAGAGAUUUCCUUGCUCAGCACCGUUGAUGAUGUUGCGUUCCAACACUCGUGGGCCAAGUUUGCCCGCGUACCGUUCUGAUGGCGAAUUGACAAAAAGUCCACGUUCACGGAAACGCUUGCUUGGCCUUUGGCUCUUCCGUUUGCGGCCACUGAUUAAAUAUCCAUUGUUGGUCAUUAUACUUGCAUUAUUAUGGUUUUUCUAUCGAUGGGAACUUCAUUUCGAAAUAUCGCUAAUUUCACGACCAUGGAUCCGUCAAGGAGUUACGAAAAUUGAGCCAUUGUUAGGGUGCUUCUCUCCAGAGCGCCUAAAUGCUGAUGGGAAUCAAUAUAACUUUACUCUCGCCCGCGCUCCAAAGACGUAUGAUGUCCAAAGUGGUCUUCAACUGCGCCAUAACAUGGACUGUUACAACCUUGCCGGAACCAUACCCUCUCCGCUUCCAUCUCCUCACGGCUCCCCUUCCCUCCCACGCUCAGAGCGGACAAAUUAUCAUACGUAUUGGCCAUCAGACCUUCUACCCUUCGAUGAGCGUCAUGAAUGGACGUUGAAAUCUUUCUUCGCCACCCAAAACAUACGUGAAUCUACACUGAUUAUAUGGACGGAUGACGCUUCGGUCUUAAUGACGCGUCCUCGAAUUGCCAUAUUCCUCGCCGCCUAUCCGGAAGCGUUCGAAGUCCGCACGGUGGAAGUCGAUACCCUAGCUCAUCGAACACCGUUGCACGGUUCGCCACUACUCAAGUCUAGCGAUCAGAAAACAUGGAUCGGUAGUGAUCUUCUCCGGUUGCUAGUCCUAUGGGCUCAUGGUGGAAUUUGGAUCGACAUGGACUCGCUCCUGACACGAGAUCUGAACCCGCUCUUGGAGCACGAGUUUGUCACCCAAUGGGAUUGUUACGAUAACAAAUACCAGCCCACAAACGGCGCCUUAAUGCAUUUCCACAAACAUUCGCCCUAUCUCUGCGAAGCUUUUCAUAUUAUGCACACUUGCUCUCCCCCAAAGCCCGGAUCUACAGACUGGGGAUCAUACCUCUACUCCAAACUUUGGCGACGACUUGUCGCUGCAUCCAUCCCGCCAUUCAAGAUUCUCCCUUUCUGUUUCUCUGACGGAUGCUCAUGUCGAAUGGACAAUCGAUUACCAGAUCCAUUCGCUCCAGACGGCAGGACAUGGGGAAACGGCCUCAGCCUGAAGGAAGGUGGCGAUUUGGAUAAGACGUUGAGAAAGGUAUUUGCUGUGCAUUUGCACAACCAAUGGGAGAAACCGUUCCCCGCUGAUGGUUGGGUGGAGCGGCUACUCCUUCGGCGAUACACUGGUGCCCUCAGAGAGCGCAACUAACUUAUCCAUUCUUCACUGCUGAUUAGUUUAUUGAUCAUCUUGCCUGU
Messenger RNA from Cantharellus anzutake, 1575 nucleotides. Its product is annotated as glycosyltransferase family 32 protein. Lineage: Eukaryota; Fungi; Basidiomycota; Agaricomycetes; Cantharellales; Hydnaceae. Bases 227 to 1528 code for a protein of 433 amino acids. Gene Ontology annotation, molecular function: hexosyltransferase activity. The transcript has 2 exons. The record is from RefSeq and is a predicted model, not a curated record. Gene Ontology annotation, biological process: glycosphingolipid biosynthetic process.